AUGGCUCGAACUGACUCUACCAAUUCCAAUCAAGACACCAAUCAAAACCAAAACCAAAACACCAAUUCAACAGCCUCAAACCAUCACUCAAUCCAUCUUGAUCCAUCACAGCCUAGCAACCCAUACUUCAUUAGCACCAACGACCACUCUAGAGCUUUACUCAUCACACAAGUGUUGGAUUCUAGCAAUUAUCAUCCCUGGACAAGAUCAAUGAAGCGUGCCUCGCGUAUUAAGAACAAGCUGGGUUUCAUCGAUGGCAGCAUUCGUGAGCCAAUUGAACCUGACAGUCCCUUGAUGGAUCAUUGGCCUCGUUGCAAUGACAUUGUUAUUACUUGGCUGCAGAACUCCAUGUCGGCUGACAUCAAAUGCAGCACCCUGUAUGUAAAAAUGACACACCAGUUGUGGGUUGAGCUUGAGCAUCGUCUUGCACAGCAAAAUGCCCCAAGGAUUUAUGAAAUCAAACAAGGGAUUGCUACCAUGAUGCAGCAACAAGAUUCAGUGAGUUGUUACUUCUCCAAGCUGAAAACACUUCUCGAUGAACUGAUGAACUAUGAAUCCAUCCCUAGCUGUAGUUGUGGUGGCUUGAAAACAGUGAUCGAAAAUCAACAAAGGGACUAG
Messenger RNA from Malania oleifera, 618 nucleotides. RefSeq lists its product as uncharacterized. The coding region runs from base 1 to 618 and encodes 205 amino acids. NCBI's taxonomy places the organism in Eukaryota, Viridiplantae, Streptophyta, Magnoliopsida, Santalales, Ximeniaceae. The transcript has a single exon. The record is from RefSeq and is a predicted model, not a curated record.